Messenger RNA from Pochonia chlamydosporia 170, 378 nucleotides. RefSeq lists its product as hypothetical. The transcript has a single exon. The record is from RefSeq and is a predicted model, not a curated record. Lineage: Eukaryota; Fungi; Ascomycota; Sordariomycetes; Hypocreales; Clavicipitaceae. Bases 1 to 378 code for a protein of 125 amino acids.
AUGGUGGGAAUGAUGCCAUAUGGCAUGUGCGGGGAGCAGGGAGCUGCCUCAUGUGUCCGUGUCCGUGUCCAUGUCUGUGUGCUUCGCCAAACUGGUCUGGUGGAUGCAGGUGAUAAAACUGCCCCAGGACACAAAGCCAACCUAUUUUAUGAAAUUCAGGCGGCAUAUGAGGAGGUUUGCGGUUCAUACAUUUCACUGCUUACGUGCAAUAUUGCGCAAGAUGCAGCUGUGCUGAUUGUUCUGUUGGUGCGAUGCAAACCAGGCGAGGAAAAUCGUACAGUAAAGCCAGGAGGUAGGCAACUGAAGCUGAAAGCUGCGAAAACAGAACCAAUUUUUAAGCCUGCGCCAAGAAAAAUGAAGAUUCUGGAAAACUUUUGA